AACAAUCUAUUCGGUGACGGUGUUGUUAACCAUGUUCAUUUGUUUUUAUUUAACCACCACUUGUUAUCGCCUCUAUCGAGAGUAGAACAGAAUUUUAGAUUUCAUUUUCUUAUCAGACUCUUAUCUGUUUCUCGUCAACUGACACUAAGCUCACUGGAAGCCUCACAAACUUCACAGUAGGUAGCCUAACAUAAACUCAAAACGCGAUUAGGAGAACGUUGUUUUGCCACAAAGAGAAAAAACUGAAUGUUUUAUCCUAGUUUAUGCUAUGUCUACACGCGUAAGCAUUGAGCGGAGGAUGAGAUAACCAUACCCACAACUUUUGUUAAGAAAACAAACCAGCAAAAAAAAACAAUAAUGAUUAGGCUAACAAUGUUUUAAUAAACAUGGUCAUGCAUAAGAAAAAAAAAGAGAAUGGGGGAGGGGGGUGUUGGAGAAAGAGAGAGAGUGAGUCUAUUUUGAGAUUUGGGUGUUGUGAAGUGAAGGCGAUGAGCGUGACUCUGCUCUCUAUCAAAAGUGGCAGCCGCGUCUAGUGACGUCUCGGCUCUUUCAUGCGCUACAAAACCUGUCAUUCUCAAGCGGCUCUAGAAAGAAGUCGACGGCGAACACCACGAGGCGAUAUUUUAACACUCGUAUCUUAAUCUAUCAUGUAUCUGGUCGGUGAUAUAGGCCUACUAGCAAUUACUUUUAUAGUCCUUUGAUGUAACUAAUUAGUUAGAUAUCUUUUUGUAGGACGUCGUCGUCCGCAUUGUGGAAGUAAUGUGCCAUACAUACGUAGUAUACUUGCGCACGUUUCUUUACACGUGUAAAACUUGUUAAUUUUUUUAUUUUAGUUUAACUUAAUUUGGAGUUGUUACGCAGAGAUGCAGUGGCUGUUCGACUUCUGACCCGCUUUAGCAACGCGACAUCAGUUUUUCUCCUUCCCUGCCCGUAAGCGCAGCUCUGAGAUCGCCCUGGCAACGAAUCAUUUCGGUAGAUGUGACAUGUCGCUGUGGCGCAUCCCUGUCAACAAAUGCUGCUUUAAUUAGCCACUCGUUCUAUAUUCGCUCUAAUUAUCUUUGCAAAAUGCAACAUCAUUUCAGUUACGUAUUCAUGGUGGGUUAUAUGUAAAACCAAAAGGAGGAACUGAACGUGUUGUCGUAGUUGGCAAGGAGUUCGUCUCGGCGACAAAAUGCCUGUUAGACGAGGUCAUGUCGCUCUCCAGAACACCUACCUGGACACUAUCAUCCGCAAGUUUGACGGUCAAAACCGCAAGUUCAUCAUCGCCAACACCCAGACGCAGAACUGCGGCAUCAUCUACUGCAACGAUGGCUUCUGCCAGAUGUUCGGCUUCUCGCGGUCGGAGAUCAUGCAGCAGCCCUGCACCUGUCCCUUCCUGGUGGGGCCGGGCACCAUGAAGAGCUCCCUGGGCCAGCUGGCUCAGGCUCUGCUGGGCUCCGAGGAGCACAGGGUGGAGAUCCUCUACUACGCCAAGGAAGGUACAUGUAGGCCGUGUCUGAUAGAUGUGGUUCCAAUGAAAAAUGAGGAGGGCCUGGUUAUCAUGUUCAUCUUGAACUUCCAGGAGCUGCUGGACCCCGCCCUCAAGAAGAAGGGGGGCCUGGGCCAGAGGAUGACUCAAGGAUGGAUACGCACAACUCAGAGUCGCAGGAUGAGGCUGAGGCUGCCUUCUCUGCAUUCCCUCAGACGAGCGUCUCUCUCUAAGGACCAGUUUGAAGGAGUGGUGGUGGACUACUUGCAGCCCACCAGUGAGCAGCUCCCUCUGAAGGAGUUCCGUAUCCCCUCCAAGGAGAGCUGCCUGCAGUCCGAGACCCAGGCCCUGAUUCAGGAGGACCCACCGGCGCUGGCCCACUCCUCCACCCACUCCUCGCUGGCGCUCCUGACCCACCACCAGCACCUGGACCCAGACCAACUGGGCCCGCGCAGCCAAUCACACGAGAGCGUGCACAGCCUGCGGCGUGCCUCCUCGCUGGACGACAUUGACGGCAUGAAGGCUGACUGGAGUGGUCGAGCAGGAGACCCGCGCAUCAUCAGCAACCUGAAGCCGAGCCUGCUGAACUCCACGUCGGACUCGGACCUCAUGCGGCAUCGCGCCCUCAGUCGCAUCCCGAAGGUGACUCUCUCCUUCACCUCCGACCGCUUGCGCCCCCCCUCCCCUACUGAGAUCGAGAUCCUCCCCCCCAGCAAGGUCAAGGUCAGCGAGAAGGUCACGCAUGUCACACAGGUCCUCUCUCUGGGGGCGGAUGUGCUCCCAGAGUACAAGCUGCAGGCGCCUCGCAUCCACAAGUGGACCAUCCUGCACUACAGCCCCUUCAAGGCGGUGUGGGACUGGCUCAUCCUGCUGCUGGUGCUCUACACGGCCGUCUUCACGCCCUACUCCGCCGCCUUCCUGCUCAACGAGCAGGAGGAGAAGCGCCGGCGCACCUGCGGCUACACCUGCAACCCGCUCAACGUGGUCGACCUGGUGGUGGACAUCAUGUUCGUGGUGGACAUCAUCAUCAACUUCCGCACCACCUACGUCAACCGCAACGACGAGGUGGUGAGCCAGCCGGCGCGCAUCGUCCGCAACUACCUGAAGGGCUGGUUCCUCAUCGACAUCGUGGCCGCCGUGCCCUUUGACCUGCUCAUCUUUCGCUCGGGCCCAGAUGAGCCUCAGACCACCACCCUGAUUGGCCUGCUGAAGACGGCCCGUCUGCUGCGUCUGGUGCGUGUGGCGCGUAAGCUGGACCGCUACUCGGAGUACGGCGCCGCCGUGCUCUUCCUGCUCAUGUGCACGUUCGCGCUUAUCGCCCACUGGCUGGCCUGCAUUUGGUAUGCCAUCGGGAACGUGGAGCGCACCAGCUCGGCACGCAUGGGCACCAUUAAGAUCGGCUGGCUAGACAACCUGGCCGAGCAGAUUGGCAAGGACUACAAUGACAGCGACUCCAGCUCGGGGCCGUCCACCAAGGACAAGUACGUGACAGCGCUCUACUUCACCUUCAGCAGCCUGACCAGCGUGGGCUUCGGCAACGUCUCGCCCAACACCAACCCUGAAAAGAUCUUCUCCAUCUGCGUCAUGCUCAUCGGAUCGCUGAUGUACGCCAGCAUCUUUGGGAACGUGUCGGCCAUCAUCCAGCGCCUGUACUCAGGCACGGCGCGCUACCACACCCAGAUGCUGCGGGUCAAAGAGUUCAUCCGCUUCCACCAGAUCCCCAGCGGCCUCAGGCAGAGGCUGGAGGAAUACUUCCAGCAUGCCUGGUCCUACACCAAUGGCAUCGACAUGAAUGCAGUGUUGAAGGGCUUCCCUGAGUGUCUGCAGGCGGACAUCUGCCUGCACCUGAACCGCUCGCUGCUGCAGAACUGCCACGCCUUCCGCGGGGCCAGCAAGGGCUGCCUGCGGGCGCUGGCCAUGCGCUUCAAGACCACGCACGCACCGCCCGGUGACACGCUGGUGCACUGCGGUGACGUGCUCUGCGCCCUCUACUUCAUCUCGCGCGGCUCCAUCGAGAUCCUGCGCGACGACAUGGUGGUGGCCAUCUUAGGUAAGAAUGAUAUCUUUGGGGAGCCCAUAAGUCUCUAUGGGAGGCCGGGGAAGUCUAAUGCGGAUGUGCGAGCGCUGACCUACUGCGACCUGCACAAAAUCCUUCGGGACGACCUGCUGGAGGUGCUGGACAUGUACCCUGACUUCUCUGACACCUUUUGGACCAACCUGGAGAUCACCUUCAACCUCAGAGAUGUAGACAGAAUUAUGCAGCCAACCCCCAGUGAGGAGUCAGACUCUUGCUACCACCGACCCAGACGCCGGAGAAACUCUCUGCAUCGACGCAACCGGCCUGAUGGAAUGGACAGGGAUGACUCGUACCCAGAUCCGUCAUGUGCGGCCGUGGGGAACCACCGGGGGGCGCUGCCCCGUCCUCCCUGGGACGAGCUGUGCAGCAGUGGCAGCGCGGCGUCCCUCUCCAGCGAGGAGGACCUGAAGGUGCUGGGGGCCGGCCGGGCCGAGCUCUACCCCACUGCCGCCGCCAACGCAGAGGCCUGUGACUACCAGCCCGCCGUGGUCAACCUGCUGCCCCCCAACAGCACAGCCCAGAGCAUGGGUACGCACCCCUACAUGGCGGCUCCUCUGAAUGUGUCAGGGCUAUACAACUACUGGCCGGACCGGCGGGCCAGUCAGUUCGCAGACAGCCAUCAGCGUCGCUCGGCUUCUGUGAGGGCGGCCUACGGCCCACACACCUGCCCCGAGGAGAGGCCAAACGAGCUGCAGGCCCGCCUAGAGCUGCUGCAGUCCCAGCUGAACAGGUUGGAGACGCGGAUGACGGCGGACAUCAACGUCAUCCUGCAGCUGCUCCAGAGGCAGAUGGCGCCAGUGCCGCCCGCCUACAGCGCCGUGUCGCCCCCGCCCCCGCCCCCGCCGCCUCCCUCCACCCUCUACACCUCCAGUUGCACCCAGGGGCUGCACCCCGUCAACCCGCCCGUCAACCCCCCCAUACCCCCGCCCGUCCAGAUCAACGACUUGGCAUCCCCCAUCAAGAUCCCUGAAUCAGACAACUUCCAGCACAGGUCAUCAGACUCGCUCUCCAGCGGCAUCCACCUGACCGUGGCCUCCGACGAGACUAUGUCCAUGUCCCCAGAGAUGGAGAAGCAGCCCAGUCUCUCUGCGCACCCGCCGCAGCCUCAGCCUCAGCCUCCGCCCCCAACCCUGCUCCAACCCCAGGUCUCGGAGGACCCCUCCCAGCCCCCCCAGCUCCCCCAGCUCUCUGGACUGCUGUGCGGGAGCCUGCGUUUCCCCUCUCUCCCCGACAGCCUGGAGGCACCCAGCAGCCCUGCGGAGAUCCAGCGGCACGUCUCUGACCCCGUCCUUCCUGCCAGCUAGAAGCCCUCUGGCCCGUCCAUUACACGCCCCUCCCAACCCUGUACUCCUGCAAUCGUCCUGUCAGCACACAGUACAGCGCCCCCUACAGGCUGCUCAGACACAGAUGAAACAGCCACAGCACUGCCUGGGUCUCUCAGUAUUUCAAUGUUCCUCCUUCACUCCAACAGAGACUGCCAACUCCAUACUGCACCUCCUGCUCCAUCUACUGAAAGACAAAAGACCCCAAAGCCAGUGUGUGUGUGUGUGUGUGUGUGUGUGUGUGUGUGUGUGUGUGUGUG
Molecule: messenger RNA, 5127 nt
Organism: Clupea harengus (Atlantic herring)
Lineage: Eukaryota; Metazoa; Chordata; Actinopteri; Clupeiformes; Clupeidae
Gene: kcnh6a
Product: potassium voltage-gated channel subfamily H member 6a
Biological process (GO): potassium ion transmembrane transport; membrane repolarization during cardiac muscle cell action potential; regulation of ventricular cardiac muscle cell membrane repolarization
Cellular component (GO): plasma membrane
Molecular function (GO): inward rectifier potassium channel activity
Source: RefSeq, a predicted model, not a curated record